AUGAAGUCGAUUACACUCAUACAACUCUCACUCUUUACAGCAUUUACUUCUGCUCAUUGGCGACGAUCACCACAACUCGGAACAAAUCUCACAUCGGAGGCAGGAAACAGUACCGCACACACGGGCUUCGCACCAUCACAGGAAGUCGACCAGUAUACUCGGUGUGCUACAAACCCUACAGUUGCACAACGUCGCGUACUGGACGAGUUCUCCCGCGGCCAUCAUGAGACACCAACAGAUCGUGCAACCCGAGUAGUCGAAGUGUAUGUGCACGUGGUCUCAACACAAUCCAAGCGAGGACGAUAUAACAAUGCAAUGGUCCAGAAUCAGAUUUCCGUAAUGAAUGACGCAUUCAAAGGGACUGGCUUCUCAUUCGAGCUUGUCGGUUUCGAUAUCACUGUUGACGAAUCCUGGGCCAAAGCUUCCGCAGGAUCCAGCGAAGAGACCGACAUGAAGCAAGCUUUGCAACGUGGCAGAUACCAAGACCUCAAUCUGUACUUCCUGUCGGACCUAGGCGACGGACUACUUGGCUUCUGCUACUUUCCAACAAGCGAUCCUUCCAAGCAAAUGCGAAUGCUUGAUGGCUGCAUCAACCUCGCAGACUCUAUGCCCGGAGGAGCCGCGAAGUACUAUGACAUGGGAUUAACAGCAGUCCACGAAGUCGGUCAUUGGUUUGGGUUGUACCAUGUCUUCGAAGGUGCAAACUGCAAUGAUGAGAAAGGCGAUCGCGUCGGCGAUACCCCUCGCCAAUCGACACCUACGACAGGAUGCCCGACUAACAAGAACUCAUGUCCGCGCUCUAAAGGAGUCGACAGUAUCAACAACUACAUGGACUACAGCUAUGAUUCGUGCCUCUUCGAAUUCACCCCUGGUCAAGGACGUCGGAUGAGGGCUUUGUUUGAUUCAACCCGGGCUGGAGUAUAG
This is a messenger RNA of Cercospora beticola, 924 nucleotides long. RefSeq names its product zinc metalloprotease. NCBI's taxonomy places the organism in Eukaryota, Fungi, Ascomycota, Dothideomycetes, Mycosphaerellales, Mycosphaerellaceae. Gene Ontology annotation, molecular function: metallopeptidase activity. The record is from RefSeq and is a predicted model, not a curated record.